This is a messenger RNA of Astyanax mexicanus (Mexican tetra), 1588 nucleotides long. RefSeq lists its product as uncharacterized. The record is from RefSeq and is a predicted model, not a curated record. Gene Ontology annotation, molecular function: ubiquitin-protein transferase activity. The coding region runs from base 525 to 1328 and encodes 267 amino acids. Lineage: Eukaryota; Metazoa; Chordata; Actinopteri; Characiformes; Acestrorhamphidae. The transcript has 5 exons.
ACAUUAACUGAACUGAUCAGGGGUGGAGUGAUCAAAAGGAAGAAGUAUUAAUUAAAAAUUAUUGUGUAGGCCCCUUAGGACUAAUUUUUACUGAUGGAAUAUAUCUGGUCCAUGUCCUUUUAGUAAAAGCUCAUAAUACCAUUUUUAGGUCACCAACAGUCAUAUUGCAGAAUUUGUGCACUCUUUGUUCAAUUUUAAAUCUAUUAAAUAAAUAAAAAAUAUAUCAUAUAAAAGAGUGCAUUUAUUACAAAAAAAAGACAUGAAAUCUUAAAUAAAAAAAAUAUAUAGAAAAGGGUUUUUAAUUUGGCUGUAUUAAAAGAAUGACAUAUGUAGGAAUGUCCACAACAUGUUCAGAUUCUGAUAAUCUAAUUGUAGUGUGUAAAUGGUUCACAUGUGGUUAUUUUAGAUUUUUUGUAAACCUGUUUUAAAAUGUAAGAGAUACUGAACCUUCGUUGGGCUGGUGGGACAGCUUUAAUCGGACGUAGGAAAAUAUCCCUUAUUUUUAAAUCUAAAACUUGACAGGUAUGUUGAAUAUGCACAUGGACAUGAGAAGCACUCCAGCAGAGCGAGAUAGGGCUCUUCUCUCUUUCUACAAGAAGCCUCGUGUGGAAUGGGCUCGGCCUUUGCACUGCAUAUUGGAAGGUGAUUGUGCAGUUGGUGAAGGUGUUACACGAUUCUUUUUCUCAAACUCUAUUGAAAAACUGAAGUCUGGAUUUUCUGUAAACCUCGCAAACGCUGGAGUCACCAAACUCUUUGAGGGAGAAACGGACCACUUGGUGCCAUCAUCUUCCCCCUUUCUUGUCGACAGUGAUCUCUUUGUUGUUGCUGGGAGAAUUCUGGGACACUCUUUCAUACACGGAGGACCAUGCUUAUCUGGUUUAAGUCCAGCUUUCGUGCAUGUACUACUGGGAGGAAAUCCUGACACUGCAACUGUACAACUAAACGACUGUCCAGACUUGGAUAUCCGUGAUACAGUCAAGCUUCUUGAGAAGUCUGAACUUUCGGAGCAAGAAAUAAAUCAAGUGCAAGUCUUGGCAUAUGCCUGGGAUCUACCCGGUGUUACUAAUACCAACAGGAGACGGCUUUUUGAAAAGAUGCUCAUCCAUGCUGUAAUUGGACGACUAUCAAGGCAAAUCAAACAAUUAAGACGUGGCCUGAAGGAAACCCCGAUUUGGGCAUUUUUGCUUCAACGCCCAGAUGCAGUGCCUUUCCUUUUCCCAAGAGAAACAAUGGAGUGUAACCCAGAGGUUGGUUCAAAUAUAUGUCAAGUGUUUACUGUGAUGUUUAUAUUCAUAUUCAUGUCAUAUCCUGUAAUCCUUUUUACUUAAAUAAUUACAUCAAAUGUUUUGUGAAGUGUCAAAGUAUGAUCUGUUAAUAAAAUAACUCUGGAACAUAGAGAACUGGAUGGAUUAAAUACACUACUCAAAGUUAGGGAUAUUUUGCUUUCUGGUGAAAUUCAUGGAAAAUGCUCCAGUGAUUUCAUGAAAGCAGGGCAUUUAUGUAAAAGCAUGCAGGUACUGUAGGUUCACCAUGAAAUUACUGAAAGCCAAAUAUCCCUACUUUUGUGAGUAGUGUGCAUAUAUAUGUU